AUGAGCUACAUCCACGCCAGGCGCCAGAUCGCCCACCAACGCCGCGCUGGAAACAGCUCGCAGCUGUUGUCCCAGCUCUACAGGAAGUGGCGGAAGGCGCAGAAGAAGCUCCAGACGGGAGAUGUCCCCGGCUCGGCGCGCAUCUGCAGCACCAUCGGAAUGCCACCCCGGGCCCCGUCCCCAUCCUCGUCCGUCCAGAUGGCCACUACUGGUCCGCUGGUUCGGCCCUCAUCUCCCUCCGCGCAACUGCAAGCCGGACCAUCGUCCGAGAUUGACGACAGCGACUCUCUCAUUCGCACCGCCAACUCAGACGAAUCGGCCGACUCUUCAUCGGGGCUCCUGGUGACGAGGCCCACCUAUCGCUUACAUUCAGGUGCAUACGCUACCUCGUCCUCUUCUGCCUUAGGAAGGCACAGAACGUCUGUACGUAGGCUCUGGACCCAUGUAUCUCAACCUCGCUACGGCGACUUGACCAGGUCUUGA
Messenger RNA from Coniophora puteana RWD-64-598 SS2, 483 nucleotides. RefSeq lists its product as uncharacterized. The transcript is spliced from 2 exons. The record is from RefSeq and is a predicted model, not a curated record. Bases 1 to 483 code for a protein of 160 amino acids. Lineage: Eukaryota; Fungi; Basidiomycota; Agaricomycetes; Boletales; Coniophoraceae.